This is a messenger RNA of Didymosphaeria variabile, 1467 nucleotides long. RefSeq lists its product as uncharacterized. Bases 1 to 1467 code for a protein of 488 amino acids. The transcript has a single exon. The record is from RefSeq and is a predicted model, not a curated record. Gene Ontology annotation, molecular function: protein binding. Lineage: Eukaryota; Fungi; Ascomycota; Dothideomycetes; Pleosporales; Didymosphaeriaceae.
AUGGCAUCUUUUCCUGACUGUCCCACGGAAAUCAUCGACUCUAUUCUCCAGCACGUGUCGUUCCGUGACCUACUCGCUAUGAGUCUCGUGAGUAAGAAGCUACACAAAUGCGCAACGCCGUUGCGCUAUUCUAGAAUCGACCUCACUAUACAUCGAGACAACCCACGCUCUAUAAUUCACCUUUGUCGAAGCAUUUUCAACAAGCCUGAGCUGGCGGCCCAUGUCGGCUCUGUUCGUUUGCGCGAUGGCGAACCGGCGGAUGGCCGAAGAUACUGUAAUAUAAACGAAAUACCUAAAGCUUCUCCACCGCGGCCAACCGAUAAGGAUGGGAUGUCCGAAUUCGUGCCCUUCAUCUCGCAUUCUGGUCUUGCCUACGCCGACAUUUGGACAGAAAAACUGCGUCUAGGCGACCUGAACGCUUUUGUCGCAUUAUUCCUGUCAAGACUGCCCAACCUCAAACGUUUUCGCGUCGGAAAUUUGGUCGUCUUACCGGACCCCGAGAAAAAAGAACUCUCUAGGAACCCGCCGACGGCAGCGCAAGACAUGGAGAAUCAGUUCCUGGGGAAGAUUUUCCAGUCCGCUCUUGACCCAUCAAAUCACGGCAUUUCUCGGUUCCAAUACCUCGAACAUAUCUCAUUCCCUUGGCCUAUAACCCCAUGGCCUGGGAAAAAUCCGGACUUUUGUAAACCUGAGGACAUGAUAGCCCUUCUAAGCCUUCCGUCGGUGCGCAGUAUCUCGGGCUGGUGUCUAAACCCUCCAUCGCUCCCGUUCAGUUGGCCAGUAGGCCCACCAGAGCUGGCUUAUCUUACAUCACUAUCUCUAACACACAUCCACGUCGAAUUUCUAGCACAGAUUCUUAAGAGAAUUCGGGCAUUAAAGGAGCUACGCUGGGUCUGGAAACACAUACCCGAUGUCGAUCCACUGAAUACUGAUACAAUGAAUCUGGAUAGAUUUGUUGAAGUAUUGCUUGUAGUCCAGGACACUCUCGAGGAUCUCAAUAUUGGUGUCGACAUGAUAUGCCCGUGGUUUAAUCCCGAGUUUCAGAAUCUAGAAAUUCGGGGUUCUCUGAGUGGUCUGCGUAGCAUGGUCAACAUUAAGCGAUUCAAGGCACCAUUCGGAUUGUUGCUUCCAGACUGGGAUGGCCAAAAAGACUCGUAUACAAGACGACUGGAAGAUAGCAUACCCCCUAAUGUUGAGGUUGUGACAAUCAGCGAUGACGAUACGAAUGAUUACUUGCCUUUCACCGACCGAGAUGACGAAUGGCCUAAGCUUAGAUCCUGGAUGUCAGAGACUGCAUGGAAGACUACACCGUAUCUAAAGGAAGUCCGCUUAUUCCUCCAGAAGAGCUCUGAUGCAGUCCAUUUCAGUAGGCUUGACGAGCUUGAGGCAAUCUUCCAAGGAAUAGAUUUGCCACAUAAAAUCAUCCACGAGAGCGAGGCAUUGCACCGAUGGGACUGGGACAUGUAG